Protobothrops mucrosquamatus (brown spotted pit viper) is the source of this 1075-nucleotide messenger RNA. Its product is annotated as zinc finger protein 420-like. Lineage: Eukaryota; Metazoa; Chordata; Lepidosauria; Squamata; Viperidae. The transcript has a single exon. The record is from RefSeq and is a predicted model, not a curated record. The annotation marks the transcript as partial.
CAAGUCAUACCUGCUGCAACAUCAGAGAAUUCACACUGGGGAAUGUUCACAUCAAUGCCCAGAAUGUGAUAAGCAAUUUGUGACUCCUGCUGCACUUCGGAGACACCAAAGGAGGCACACGGGAGAAAAACUCUAUCAGUGUAAGGUUUGUGGGAAAAGCUUUUUUGAAAAGUCAGCUCUUUUUCAACAUCAGACAAUCCACACAGGAGAGAAGCCCUAUCAGUGCAUCGAGUGUGGAAAAUUUUUUCGUUUGAUAUCAGGCCUCAGACUUCAUGAGAAUGUUCACAGAGGAGAAAAAAAAUUCAGAUGUUUAGACUGUGGGAGAGAAUUUGCUCAUUCAUUCCAAUUUAGACGUCACUGCCAAAUACAUACAGGAGAGAAACUCUAUAAGUGCUCGGAGUGUGAGAAAUCUUUUCGUUGGAAACAAUAUCUUCGAGAACACCAGUGGAUUCACACAGGAGAGAAGCCUUACAAGUGUGUGCAGUGUGGAAAGAGCUUUACUCGCAACACACAGCUUUCGAUCCAUGUAAAGCUUCACACAGGCAUAAAACACAAAGUGCAGAAAAAGGAAAAGUGUCCAGAAUGUGGGAGAUGUUUUUCCAGAAAGGCACACCUCAUUCGACAUCAGAGGCUUCACACCGGAGACAGACCCUAUCAAUGCCCAGAAUGUGAGAAACGGUUUGUGGAGUCUGCUCAACUCCUGAGACACCAGAGGGGGCACACGGGGGAGAAGCCCUAUAAAUGUGCCGAGUGUGCAAAAUGUUUUCUCACAGCAACAAUGCUUCGGGUUCACGAGAGAAUCCACACGGGGGAGAAGCCAUACAAAUGUGGGGAGUGUGCAAAAUGUUUUCUCACAGCAGCACUGCUUCGGGUCCAUGAGAGAAUCCACACAGGGGAGAAGCUAUAUAAAUGUGGGGAGUGUGCAAAAUGUUUUCUCACAGGAACAGUGCUUCGGGUUCAUGAGAGAAUCCACACGGGGGAAAAGCCGUAUAAAUGUGGUGAGUGUGGGAAAUGCUAUUCCCGAAAAGACCACCUUGGAAAGCAUCAAAAGGUCCAUACAGGAGUGAAGCCAUAA